CAAUACAUGCACAUUCUACUACUGAUCUAUCUCUGGUAAAUCAAUAUGAUAUAGUAGUUCCUAACUAUAAUUUCUCUGAUAAAGUUCAUAAUGAAGAUUUUCAUUAUACUAGACUAAUAGCAGGUUUUGUUCAAGAAAAUGAUAACUUAUGUUUACCAAUUUCUAUAUAUGAUCCCAACUUAGAACCUUUAUUAUUUUCUGACCUUUUUACUAAUAAAAAAGGUCACUUUCAUGAUAUCUUAAAUUUAUCUUUAGCAACAAAUAAAGCACAA
Cetraspora pellucida is the source of this 272-nucleotide messenger RNA. NCBI's taxonomy places the organism in Eukaryota, Fungi, Glomeromycota, Glomeromycetes, Diversisporales, Gigasporaceae. The record is from the annotation of a GenBank genome assembly.